AUGUCUAGCGGAAGACCUAGCAGAGGCUAUAUUGACCCGAAUUUCCCUAAUCCUAUGGGUCCUGGAGAUGCGACUAUAAUUAUAUACGGAUAUACACCGAAUUUCACGCUCUGCAUACUCGGCAUCGUGUUCUUCACCAUUCUCUUCUUCGCCCACCUCUUCCAAAUGUUCCGCGCACGUCUUUGGUACUUUGUACCUCUGGUCAUUGCUUGUGUCAUGGAGGUCGUAGGCUACGCAUUUCGAGCACUCUCAUCUCGCAAGAAUCCGUACCAUAUUAGCUACUUCGUUGUCCAGUUGAGCUUUGAGCUGACCUUGGCGUCUUUAGUAUUUCCUAAUCGUUACAGCCCCGGUCCUGACCUCCGCAUCCAUCUAUGUAUGCUUGACGAAAGUGCUGGCAUGGGCAGCCGACGAAGGCCUGGACUUGAGCAGCAGAACCGUCUUGCUUCGCAGAGAAAGGUCGUCCUGUGGACGUUCAUCACCAUCGACGUCUUCUGUACGAUCCUACAGAUUACCGGCGCAGGUCUCAUUGGCGGCGCAACCUCAAAUGGCAAGGAUCCCAGCACCGCCAACAACAUUCUCCUCGCCGGUCUCGCGAUCCAAACAGCAGCGUACUUCGUCUACCUUUCACUUUUGGUAGUUGUCAUUGCAGCGAUUUACCGAGACCGCGGUACAGCUCAUAAGGCAGGAAAGAACCCCUUCUUGGCUGUGUUGGCGUUUGCUAGUACCUUGAUUUUCAUCAGAACCAUUUUCAGACUAGCGGAGACGAGUCAGGGUGUCUUUGGCCAUCUGUCGAGCCAUGAAAACUAUUUUGCUGGGCUGGAGUUUGCACCUGUUGUGGCUGCUGUUACGAUUCUGGCUGUGUGGUUUCCCAGCCGGUGGCCGGUUGUGGUUGGGAGAGCCAAGGCUGAAGGUGUGUAA
Molecule: messenger RNA, 918 nt
Organism: Cadophora gregata
Lineage: Eukaryota; Fungi; Ascomycota; Leotiomycetes; Helotiales; Ploettnerulaceae
Exons: 4
Coding region: 1-918 (305 amino acids)
Cellular component (GO): plasma membrane; fungal-type vacuole
Source: RefSeq, a predicted model, not a curated record